AGGCAUUUCUGGUGGCAACAGAAACUGCCACUGAUUUGAGGCAGCUGUAACCGGUAUAUAUCUCAUUUAAUAAAUUACAAACAGCUGUGGUUACUCUCAGAGAGUGUGCUGCCUUCAAACAGUUUGGCAUCAAAGUCAGCUGCCCUCAAACAGUUUGGCAUCAAAGUCAGCUGCCCUCAAACAGUGUGGCAUCAAAGGCAGCUACCUUGAAACAGUGCGGCAUCAGAGGCCGCUGCCUUUACUUAUCAGUGGCAGUUUCUGUUGACACCGGAAGUGCCUCUACGAGCUACCGUUGCCACGAUUUCAGCUUGCCCUUAUUGACAAUGUCUUCAUCGGUGGCAAAAGAAGAAAGAAAGAAGAGGCGCACUCUGGUAUUGAGGCCAUCUUCACGAACAGUAAAUGUAUUCGCGUCGGGAAUGUAUGGAGUCAACCAAGGUACCAGACACACCAGCAGCGUGCUGGGUUCGUCCAGCAGGAGAAGUUUCAGUCUUGGCCGCGGAAGCAACGUUCUAGAGAAGAGCGCAACCCACACUCCGAGACAAGAUGCUCGGGUGUUGGAUGAAGAGGACAAUGAUGUCACUCCUCAGCCGCUGUACCAGUCUGAUCCUGUAGCAGUACAGGUCAAAGGCAGCAGGUUCUUUGUGGAGGAAAUCUCUGCUGGAUCAGCAUCAGACCAGAUAACAGCCACAGGCAGCUUCACCAGGCUCUUCUCCAGGUCACUAUUAGGAAGUAGCAGGAUAUCCAGCCAGUCUACAAUAGACUCCAUGACUGAGGAUAUUGAGGAAUCAUUUUCCAAACGAGACAUGCCUGUCAACUUCCCAGAUGUGAAAGGGAAGAGAGACACUGCGAAAGAAUUGGUGACAGAAGAAAUGUUGAAAGAAGUCAUAGACGUCUACAUUUCUGAGACAGACAACAUUUCACUGCUGGACAUACCCUCCUCUGUUGUGUCAGUGGAUGCUGAUGAUGCAGAAGCUAUCAUAGAGAGAAACACUCAGUAUGCUGAAGUUUGCAGAAACAGAAUGGGCAAGGACAUGGAGCGAUCAAUGCAGACACUGAAUGGAUCAGUGAAACACAAACAUGUCCAGAUCGAUGGCAUGGCAAUGGUGGACACAGGUUAG
This is a messenger RNA of Paralichthys olivaceus (Japanese flounder), 1118 nucleotides long. NCBI's taxonomy places the organism in Eukaryota, Metazoa, Chordata, Actinopteri, Pleuronectiformes, Paralichthyidae. The record is from RefSeq and is a predicted model, not a curated record.